UCUGCCUGCCGCUUCAGUCUCUUGGUCCUCGCCACUUUUCCACAACAUUUGGUUCCCUGACCGGGAAACCCAACCACACUGGCCCCUUGCGCCACUGGUGUGGGGCGAGAGGCCGGCCGCGGAGUGACGGGGAACCUGAGAAGGGUGUAGGCGCACCCCGCCGAUUUUGCCAGACCCUGAACCGGGCCUUCCCCAGGUGACCACGGCCUGCGCCUCCCCAGCUGGACCCGCUGAGAGGGACCGGGGACGACCAGCCGGAUCCUCCCGUUGGACCAGGUCUCCAGAAUCACACCGUGGAUUCACCACUCCCGCGUCAAGCGAGCAGAGUCGGACCAGCCUGCCUAGACUUCUCAUCCAGUGCCCGACGAACCAUUGAAGAUUACAUUUAAGAAGACCGCCUAAAUAACAGUUCUCAUUUGUACCCUCCUUAACCAUUGUCACCCUCUGCCUGCUGACCCUUCUGGCCUCUUUUCUUCUUAUCUCUGUGACCCCGCCUGAUUGGACCUCCACCCAGAGGGGUCUCCUCCUGUUCGGAUUUCUGCUAUGGGUUUCUCCUCUGCUCAUGCUCACCUGCCUGUGGCCCUCUGGCUCUUAAGUUUACUUUGCCUUUCCCCCUUAAGUCUCUCCUCGAAAUGUCCCUGCUUCCGGGGGUCCGGAACAAGAGCCUACUUCCAAUUCUACACCCUUAUGCCCCAGGAAUGCUACCGGGGAACCACACCGACCACCUGCACAGAAUCUGGCCGCACCUAUUGGACCGCCACUCUGACUCAGACCUUCCAAUCCCCCUGCAAUUCCUUCCCCCGAGGGCCUGUCUGCUGGACCUACUUAGCCCAGGCCGGGUCCUCCGAUGGCGGUGGAGUCCAGGACACUGCCCUCCGCAACAUUGCGGCAACCCGGAUUGUUGCGAUAGCUCAGGCUACUCCGCCCCAUCCCCACUACCGUGGCCUCAACCUAACUUCCCUCCGCAGGGCCACACUCCCAGAUACCCAGGACCUUACCCGGCAGCUCAACACCUCCAUUAUCUCCGGCCCAAUCGGCGACCCCUAGCUCCUGCCUCGAACUUAAUCUGUUAUCUGCUCCCAGGCCGCGCACAGGUCCCUGACCCCCGCUGCUUUACCUUCACUAAGGCAGUACCCUACUGUCCCCCUCCUGGCAUUUUCCUCUCCUAUGAAGGGGGUUUACUUUUCAGAUGCUGAGGCGCCAGUGACACUGACACUGGCUGCAUCCUCACCUUUAUAUUCCCCUCUGCAUCCCUGUACACUGACUCGCAGUUCCAGUCUCGGAUUUCCCCUUCCCUUCGCACCCAUCAGGCGGCUUUCAUCCCUUUCCUCAUAGGUGCUGGCAUCUUUACAGGGGUCCCUGCUGGUGCUUCCGGCCUUGGGACUUCCAUCGACUUUUACUACAAACUUUCUCAAAAACUCAAUAAUAACAUAGAGUGGGUUGCAGACACACUCACGUCACUCCAGACCUAACUCUCCAGCUUGGCAGCAGUCGCGGUCUAGAACCCGCGAGCCCUAGACCUGCUCACGGCCAAAAAGGGUGGGACCUGUCUAUUCCUCCAAGAAGAAUGUUGCUACUACAUAAACCAGUCUGGGAUUGUCGCCACCAAUGUCCAUAAGCUCCGGGAUCACAUACAGCACCGCCGUGAGGAGCUCGCCUCCUGGGGGUUUGGCUCUCAGUCCUGGACUUCCUGGCUUCUCCCUUUGGCGGGUCCCUUACUCUCCAUUUUUCUCCUUGCUACCACCAGCCCAUGCAUCUUCAAUGCCCUUGUCUGCUUCAUUGAAAAUACCGUCUCCUGUCUGAGCACCGCCACAUCCUUGCCCUACGGGGCUAUCGCCUUCUCAGUUUAAAUGAUGAUCUUCAGGGUUCCCCUUCCAAUCAUCAACAGGGGGGACAUGUUGGGACGGUUUUUUUCCUGCGAGCACAGCCUUGGGAGCUUUUCGUCCCCCUCCCUCCUCCGAUAUCUUAUCAGAGCAGUUUUCCUGCAAGCACAGCAGUUAGAGGCUUUCCCGUCAAAACAGUAUUGAACGAUCACAGCUGUUAGGGACAGACCUCCCCGGCACCCCAGCCAGAUUUAUCCAAUCCCUAGUGCCGCAAUAGCAAUGGUG
Molecule: messenger RNA, 2108 nt
Organism: Rhinolophus ferrumequinum (greater horseshoe bat)
Lineage: Eukaryota; Metazoa; Chordata; Mammalia; Chiroptera; Rhinolophidae
Product: syncytin-1-like
Exons: 2
Coding region: 544-1047 (167 amino acids)
Source: RefSeq, a predicted model, not a curated record